Molecule: messenger RNA, 10784 nt
Organism: Varroa destructor (honeybee mite)
Lineage: Eukaryota; Metazoa; Arthropoda; Arachnida; Mesostigmata; Varroidae
Product: diacylglycerol lipase-alpha-like
Biological process (GO): diacylglycerol catabolic process; arachidonate metabolic process
Cellular component (GO): dendrite membrane; postsynaptic membrane; cytoplasm
Molecular function (GO): lipoprotein lipase activity
Source: RefSeq, a predicted model, not a curated record
AUCUCAACCGCCCUCUUCUCAGUGUACUUGGAGACGUAGGCCAGAUUCGGCGAUAAAGGGACAGCUUCAUUUGAGAAGAUAAAAAAUGCUUUGUGUAGCGUGAAGCAAACGAUCGGUUACUCUAAGUUGUUGACAAAGCUGAACAAGUUCCCAUAAGUCGGAACAGGGUGCGCGGUGUGUCCAUUAGGGCAUGUGAGUGCGUCGAGUGCGGUUUUUAGAAACUAUUGCAUAAUAUUGUCUGCGCAGAAAACCAAACAAUGGUGUCGGUAUUUCUAGGUGUUCCCUGGGGUGAACCCAUUCUCAAGAACCUAAGACCUAUGGGAUCAAGAGAAGUGUUUGAGGAACUCGAAAAAGCAUAUGGACGUAGGACUUCCAGUGGUUCAGGCGGAGGGAGGAAAUUGCAACGGAGGAUGAGCCAGAUUGAACAAGACACACGCUCAAGACUGCUAUGCUGUUUCUCGGAGGGGUUCUUUCGUGCGCUGCGGGAGUACCGCGAUUCGGUGACGAAAGCCUGCGAUCCAUUCCGAUGCUGUUCGAGGCGCCAAGAAAAAUAUGGAAAUUCGUUUAUGGAAAUUGCCCGCCUGCUCGCAAAUCUAUUCAGAGACUUGAACGUGUCAGCGUCUGAUGUUGCCGCUGGUUUGGUUCUGCUGCGUAAGUUCCAGCGUUUGCAACGCGAAACGAUACAACAGCAGGUGGAUAAUGACACGUACCAAUUUCUUUCAGGGGUUGCGGUUACCCCGCAGACGCACUUCCUUGAUAUCAACUUACCCGAAGUAUGCAACGAAAUCGAAGUGAUCACUCAUUAUAUGGAGUUUGCUCUGGGCGUCUACGGAUGGCCAAUGUACCUAAUGACGAACGGGGCGGGAAAAGGUUGCGCCUGCUCGUUUCUGCAGCAGCUCAGAUGUAUAUGCUGUCUGUGGAAGCGAGACGCAGGUGCAGGUGGAGCCAAUCGGUCUAUCGUGAUCGAGGAUAACUGCUGCCUCUGUAAUUUCGCGGCGCUCAACCAAAUGCUCAUGAAAAACAACCCCAAUGUACAGGUCAUCUUCGUCAGCUACCAUGUUAAUGUAAAUGAGACGCCAUUCUUAAUUGCUUUGGACCAUGAGCGGCGAACCGUAGUGGUGAGCGUCCGUGGGACUUUGUCUCUACAAGAUAUCAUCACCGAUUUGAACGCCGAUGGCGAACCGCUUCCGGUUGAUCCACCUCGGGCUGGCUGGAUGGGUCACAAGGGGAUGGUAAAGGCGGCCGAGUACAUCAAGAGCAAACUCGUUGACGACGGAUUACUUAAUUACGCGUUUAGCUAUAGUUCGGAUCGAGGAACCUCUACGUACGACCUUGUAUUGGUCGGCCACUCAUUAGGAGCCGGGACGGCUGCAGUUUUAUCGGUCUUGUUAAAAAAGGCCUACCCAAAUGUGGUAUGUUAUUCGUAUUCGCCGCCUGGAGGAACCUUAAGCAUGGCCGCCGUCGAAGCGUCAAAAGGCUUUAUAACUUCCGUGGUUUUGGGCAAAGAUGUCGUGCCACGCAUCGGUCUCCAUCAAAUUGAUGCGUUGCGUAGCGAUCUUAUGAACGCGAUCAGUCACAGCAAUGACCCGAAGUGGAAAAUCAUAAUGGGUGGUAUGAUGUGUUGUUCUUAUGGAGGGGAGCCGGCAGAAGGUGACCAGCUAGCAGCGCAGAUGCUACACGAACGAUCUGGGUUGCAUCAUUCUGAGUCGAACAUCACGCUCAAUUGUUCAGAACCGCUUUUCCCACCAGGCAAGAUCAUCCAUAUUGUUCGUUCACACCCGAAGAAUAACGCACAAGUUGGCGGUGAUCAGAGUACGCCAGCAUCAGGAGAGGGCACACCUCGAACUGAGAAGAGCAUGUGGAGGAAGCUAGGAUUCAGCUCUGAAGAAGAACCUGUCUAUCAAGCGUUAUGGAGUGACCCACGUGACUUUGACAAGGUAUUGGUGUCACCGUCUAUGAUUCAGGAUCAUAUGCCCGACAAAGUAUUAGAGGCGUUGCGAAAGCUUCUUACGAAAAUUGGUCCGGCCAAGCCAAAACGUGCGGUCCCGUCGAGAACGGACAUUCUAAUGUCCCUGCACGGAGAUCCACUGCUUCUGGACCCACUCGAGCCGAUGAUGCCGUCGGAUGCUGAUGGGCUAGCGCCUCCCGAGACGCUCGAUGGUGACGAACAUUUCGCCGAACGCGUUCGGGCCCUACAGAGUGCUCGGGUCAUUACCAAGCCACCCCAAUUUGAGGGCGGUUCAUUGAGUUCAUUGGGUCUUUCCCUUGGGGGCCUUUCGUUCAAGGCUCCAAAUCCAACGGGGGCCCCACUGGCGUCCCCUGAAACACUGAGUGAAGUUAGCUCGGUAUCAGGUUUUUGCGCCGACACACGAGGCCGGCGCUCGUCUGUGAUAGAGCGCGUACACUCCGACCUAUUGGUUACUGAGCAGUGCGACGUUCCCUUGUACAUGAAACGCGAUUUGGUAGCCAUCGGAGAUGGGAGUCCCAAUCCAGAGGAGGGUAGUGCAGCCCCAUCGACGUGUGGAGAGGUGGGAACAAUUGAAGUGACAGAUGAUUCACUUCCCUUAACUCCAGCAACGUCAAUUCUUAAAGCCGGACUUGGUGGUUCCCCGUCCGUUUCCGUCUCGGCAUCUUCGCCGACAUCUCGGCGAUCGCCCGUUAAAAAAGUUCGCAUCACAUUUGAUGCACCGAUCAACGAUGAUGAUCGAGGUGUGUCCCCUCUGACAUGUCAACCUGUUACUGAGGCGGAGGACAAUAAUACGGGCUGUGACGGAACAGAAGCCGAAGCCGAAAUUGGCUGGUUAGCGUCAUGCUCAUCAGAUUCUCCAACAACUGAAGAUGAGACUCAGCUAACCCUCGAAGAGCAGAUGGCGGUUGUCAGGACGUUGCCACUGCCCCGAGAACAGGAUUACGAUAGUGAUGUCGAUGAGACGGCCUCGGAACGAAGUAGUUCGCAGAUGGCUUCAAGUUCGGUUGUACACCCACCAGCAAGGCAGUAUUACUAUUACGACUAUUAUGACAAUGGAAGCGAUAACAUGAACACUCCUGCACCGACAGAAAGCGCUCUGUGAAAUCGCACACUAACUAAGGGCAUUGCGACGAUGCGUUAAGUUGUACUAUAAUACAGAGGGGCAUAGAUAUUUGUGAAAAUAAAGGAUUAGAGGCAAAUAACUGAAAACCUAAAGGACGUCGCCGAUGUGAGUACGCGCAAAAGUGAAACAAUAUGUGACUGUAUUGGAAACAAUUCAAUAUACACGUUCAAAUGAAAAGAAGAAGGAGUAAAAGCUGAGAGGGGCGAGAUUAGGUAAGCAGGUAAAUCGAAACGUCGCCAAUAAAUGUAGCGCACUUAUUGGCUAAUCAGUUCAAAAGCACGGUUCUCCGUAAUCUUACGCUCAUUACGUAUAGCCGUACGUAAUAAAUUCUAAGAAUCUUGAUGGAAAAAUAUGAGAGAGAAAACACUCUGCGGCAGAGCGGAUGAAUUAGCGAUCCGUUGAAAUGAUUGACUUUAUAUCAAUUGUAGCUAUAGACGAAAUAAAUAGGCCAAAAUGGUGUCGAAGAAAAAUGCAAAAAUUGGACAUAACGAGGAAAUAGAGCAAAGGACGUAGCAGAAACGUAAUUGGAAAAUUAUCAUAUAGCCUGAUCACUGAUGACUAAAACAGGCCAAAACAUUCCUCUUUGUACAUUUACAUAUACAACCGUAUGCUGUUUCCUGUAUUAUGAGAACGUUCAGAACGUAAUCGAACAAGCAAGCUGAACUUUUGUUAUUGUCGAAAAAAAAUGAUACAUAGAGACUUACAUACAGUGUGUCUGUUAUCAGGCCGCUAAAAGUUUGUUUUUGUGAAAAUGACUCUUUCACUCAGUUUGAUACUCCCUCCCUUAAAACGUAUCGUUAUUACUAUGACAAAUAUAGAUACAUCUGCCACCGUAGUAAAAGUGACUUCGUGUGCACCAAGACACAAUAAGAUCUCCUCUGCGUUUAGGCGUUUCACGCACUCUGCACGUCUCUAGAAGGGACAGUUUUUUUUUUUUUUCCAAAAUAUCCCGUAUUUACCGUCAUAUCACAAUACUCUUAUACAAAAAGUCUUAGUGUUGUACCAUUCCAGUACUUGCAUCUACUUACUAAGUCACAGAAUGUAUUCCAUUAUUGAUAAGAGCCUUGCUAAUAUUCUCAUACCCGUGCAUCAAUGUAUAAUACAUUUUGGUAUCGCGUAAUAUCUACUCGUUUACGUAAGAAAGAAUCUCGCCAAUUGCAGAUUUAUGGAAGAGGAUGGAAAAAAAAUGAAUGUUUAAUUCACAAAACCUUUUACUAAUUGGCCUAAUGGCCUUAAUAUAGGAUGCGUAUAGCAAUUAUUAGCAAUGACGAAAUUCUGUCAAGAACCCUGCUCAAGAUUGGCUCAAUGGGUAUGAAACUGUGACGAUCGCAAAUUAGCUUUUCUGAGCGACACUCUACCAGAUGACAAUGUCGGAAUAUAUAUAUAUAUAUAUACCUCGACAUUUUCACGUUUUGGUCCAAACAGAGCUUUGAUCUGGUGAUACUUUUUCUAGGCGCUGCGUAGAUGUUACGCUUAAUUUUUUCUUGAUACUUAAACGAGAAUAAAUUUAAAUUUGAAUUUGAAUUUGUAUAAGUUCAUCAUCAAGUGCCUGUACCGAGAAAAAGCCCGCACUUUUGUCCCCACUUUGUUUCUCCCUUUUGUACAAUUGCUUGAGUUGUAUGAACAAAACAGAUUAUGCUAUUGCUAUACACACGGCUAUAGAUUUAUGAACUUAUGGCGGAUUUAUAGAAUUAUUGGUCAUUGUCGAUCUCUCAUACUGUCAUUGUAUUCAAUUUUUGUAUUAGCGUAACUUUGUUGCACUAAUAAAGAAGUAAUUGUGCAACUUUGCGCUAGAAGUUUAUUGUGAUAAGUUUGCAUUGUAUAUCGAGAACCAAGCUGCUCCAUCAUCGAACUGUGACGCUUGCAUACAAAUCACAUUGUUCUCAACGCAUUUCAUUGUCGUACAAAUGACUGAAACCCACAGGAUACAUAGGUCUGUUACAGAUUUUGGCUUUACUGUUUUGUGACAGUUUUUGGCACUACGGCGCCGUCGAGACCCAUGACAACGGCUGAUGUCAGGAAGAAGCUGCUAUCACAAGGACACAUUUUGCUUCUAUAAAACCUUAUAAAACAAAAACGGAGACGCAUAAUGCAAAUAUUAGUAUUCGCCUAUUUGCUUCCAUCAAACUAUUGCCAUGUCACGCGAUACUCAUGCCUCCUAGGAUAAAUGCCGUUUAAAAGUAGUACGGCGAAAAGCAAAAAUUUUCAUUUUACUCUUGUCAUAGGGGACGCGCUAAUUGAAAUUAGACGCUAGCAAACGCGUUAACAAAAAUAGUUAAAAAAGAUAACGGAAUCAAUAUGCCGGGACCAUCAAACCAUCAAGUUUUGUCGCCGCCAUUGUUGACGACGACGACGGCGCCGCCGCCGCCGCUCACAUCAACUGUGCACUCUGUAUACCUAAGGUUUGCGUUGUGUUUCUUAUAGACUACGUGUUAACGUGCGUUGGUAGCUCGGCGACAAUGCACUAACAUGAAACGUUUAUUGAAUUACUCAAAUAAGAAGUUUUGUAAAAAGACAGACAAGCAGAUAGAGAAAGAAAUUGUGUGCGUCUUAAUCGUCUAGCAACUGCGAAGAGCUAUAGAGGACCAGGGGGCGUAGUACACCUGCCCUAGUGCUGUUUCUGUUUUUCUCUUUGAUCAGACUCUUGCGAGCUCCUGCUUAAGAGUUUAGGGAACACGGCGCUCAGUUCGUCGUCAAAGACGUAUACGUGUACUUGAAUGUGAGCGGAAUUGUUCUUCCACCCGGACAUCAAAAAUUAUAUUGAAUUAUCUUCAUACCGUCCGAGUCGAUCAACGUGCAGUCUGUAGCGGCCUUCUGAUGGUAUACUGUAAUAAUGAUAGGAUUCCUGCAUUUCGAAGUCUCGGAGCUAAUGUUUAGGGUUGGACCGCACAGGAACCGAAAAGUCUGCUAUCUUACCCGGUUUGAUCCCCCAUGAAUGGCCACAAAUUGACAUCACUAUCAUCCUGUUCAAUAUGCUAACUAAAUAUAAAUGUAGAUAGCAGUAUUACAGUAAUUACGACAAACUUCUGCUUCUUAACACCGCCCACAUAAAGGGUCUGUUCCACUCGAUGAGUGAGACAGCAACAAAUCCUCUUCAAGGCCGCUUGAUAGACGCUUGUUAAUUGUCACUGCGUUUCAUCAAAGCUGAUUCAAAUGAACGACGCUAUACAUGCAGAAACCAUAUUGUUCGUUGCUAUGGGGCACUGCACAAGGGAAGCAUCGUUACCAAGAUGUCGACUUCCAUUAACACUAAGCCUAUUCCACUAUUAAGACGCUUCAGCAUUUAAACACUCGUAAUGCACAUGCACAGGAGCGGAACGCUCAGAAAAUUGUUGCGGCGGACAGUUUGACCGUACCGUCAUUUAAUAUAGAUAGAUAGAUAGAUAGAUAGAUAGAUAGAUACUACCAAUGAUGACACACCGCCAUGUAUCAUCACACAGCGGGUUACGACGCGAAGGAGAGAAUACAGAGUGAAAUAUAUCCCAUUUUUCCACGCUGCUCUAUACAUCGAGGUCAUUUUAGAUGAUGGAACUAGCGGUAACAAAGAUGGUGACUGCAACGCUAAAAGUGGCGAUCAUCAUUAAUUGUAACACCUAAAUAUAUAAGAAGUGCUUCUAUACUUAUGUAGAAUAAUAUUCAGUGGCGCUUUUAUGAACGGAGUCUCAUUGGCCGACAGCCGAGAGAGACCAAAUUGAAACUUGCAAGCAAGUGACGGUUGAGGUUGACUGUCAGCCUUAAUCCAAUUUAUGGUUGUUUUCUACCCGUUCAUUACACGGAGCACGAUUUGCACGUGCUGCAAAUGCCCACAUAGGGCAGGACCUUCUCACACAUUCGUACCGCUUUAGUCAUAGUUGAAUAAACUGCUUUUCAGUGCUUUCGAGUAGCUGCUUUGCCAGUCAUCAUUCAUCAAGUGAAUAUAAUGAUUCUCCUGUAUCCCAACGAUUCAUUCUGCCCUCGAGUGCUAUCAUGCAGAUACACCAUGAUAUAUGGAUCAAUUUGUGCUGCUAUUAUUGCGCAUAUUACUCAGAUGGGCGAUGGGAAGACCCACACAUACGCCAAGGCCAUGGUAUCCAUUUGACGAAGCACAAAAAGGACGAAUAGGGGCAACGGAAGACGAGCCCGGCGUCGUGGGGAGAAAUGUCGUUUGUUCGCGUCCCAUACAAAUUAAGGCUAGUUACAAGAACGGUAUGGUCAUCAUUGCCUUCCUAAAGUAAAUACCAAUAAUGAUGGGUACAAUAAAUAAACCAGGAUAUCUACUCAACAACAAGCAUGUAGAACCCAGUGAGGAGGUUCAAUCUCAUGAUAACAUUAUAUGUAUAACACAAGGUACAUACUAUUAUGAAUGAUUUUGUAUGGUGUGAGCCUCGUUAUCGUUUUAAUGUAGGACUACGAUAUGAACUGAUAGCGAAGUCGGUGAUUAUGAUGAUGACCGUAUUUGAACGGGGCUGAUGAGAACGAUUAACUUAAAAAUAAAGGAAACAGAAAAGGCGUCACACAUGUUUGCGUGCCACAUACAUACUUGUUUAGUAAUCGACACUAAGGAAAGACUAUUCAAUUGUUCAUCCUCAUGUACACGAUAUCUGACGACAAACAAAUGACAUGGACUAAGAGCAGCGACAGCAGCCACGAAAGAGAAAGCAAUAUCGAUGUGACGCGAACAGAGACAGGAGCGCUAACAAUAGUAAGAGCAAAAAACACUGAAAAGAACACACAUACACGCAUAAACAAAUACAUCGAGAGAAGCCAAGGGUCACAGAAACUACUUGGGCUGAUCGUAACGUUUUGAGAUGUCAAGCUGCCCGCCUAAGAUUCCUGGGGUCUCAGUGCGCUCAGAUACAGCUUCUUUUGCCCAUCGAACCCCCCGAAUUGCAAUAGUGGCCCCAACGACGGCGGCGGCGGCAGCAGCACCAGUAGCAAAAAAUUGGUUGGAGAAAAGACUUGACCGAACAAUCGUCCUUACUCGAAUCCUGUUAUGUUCUUCCGUACGAACUUCUCUCGUUUUUAUUAAUACAUGCGCUAGCAUUUAUCCAACUAUAACGCAAAAUUUCAGACCGCGAAUUCGGGCGCCCACUGAACGGACCAGGGCCUGACUACGUUCACACAUACACACAAAUACAUCCAAUAUAACACCAUAUAAUAAAAACAUGCUGGUUUUUGCAUUGGAAUAAUUCCGCGACAGGCACAGAACACACGGGAACCUCCGUAAUUGUAACAGUACCAAGACAUGUAAUUGCUCGUAUUUCUCAUAACUUCUCCUAUAUGACAUAUAGAUAAUAGCGAUGCUGAUAACAGAACCGAAAUGAAUCAUUAUAAAGAAGGUAAUGAUGUUGUGCUCCGAGUGAUGGUAUCUGCUCGUUGUAAUGUACUUGUAGAAAUAACAUGAAGCAAAAAAAUGCGGUGACGGUAACGGGGCUUUUUGUAUUGCAAGCGUAUCUGUAUCAUGGAUAGUUCAGGCAGGCCUAUAGAGAUUGCGAGGAUGUCAAAAUUGCCAAGGCGAAAAAAAGCUUCAAAUUUGGCUAUGUUUUCAUUCUCUUAUUACGCAAGACAAGGCGAGUAAGGAUAAAUCAUUGAGGUUGCCUUGUCAUUUACAAUAAUGAGAAUUUCUUAUGCCCCAGCUCGAUAAACGAACAUAUGGUAACAACGUUCUGGUAGAUGAACGGAGGCAAUAGCUUAAAUAACAGAACUAAUUUGCUUAGAAAGGGAUUAACAUGGUCAAUGACAAUACUAAAAAAAAUCUUACUAAUAACAGAAUCGGGAAAAUGAGAAAUGCACAUUUAAUGCAGAAUAUAUGUAUGUGUAUAUAUAUAAAAUGUAGGACAAAAUGGGCCAGAAGGCUCCUAGGUCCCGCUUGUCUCGAAGGGAGGAGGAAUAUGCAAAAUUUUUUUGGGCAACAAUAACAACAACAACAAAAAAAAGAUUCCACAGAAGGUCAAGAGAACCUACAUACAUUUAAUAGAUAUUCCUAUGAAUAGAAUUGAGGCCGAAUGCGGGUAGACGACAAACAGAAGCAGCUAUUGCUAGCGACAGCACUAGCAAGAUAAAGGACUUCGUGUAUACGCAUGAAAAAAUCUGCUAUGUGAUGACGAAUGAAUAGGCCAACGCCAAGUUGAAUAGGAGUUGUUCAAUAACUGUCAAAAGAGAACAGAAAUUUCCGCAAUAAAAAAUAAUGAUAAAAUAAUUAAAAAGCGAUAGCUCUUUGCAAAAUUUACUUCAUCAUUAUAAUAGUGAUGUACAACUGUCACAACAACAAUGGUGGUACACCAAAAAGAUGGUACGAAACUAAUAACAUUAACAGCCAACAACCAAAGUCAAGAGCAUUAUGAGGCUAGUAGAUAAUUAGCCACCAUGUUAUUAUGACCAUUCUUUUUGUAAACAUAAAUACAAAUAUAUAUAAUUAAUUGUCAUACAAAAUAUGGAUCUUGGUGUUUUUGGUUGCCACAAUAUAUAAUGAUCUGUAAGUUUAAUUGGCUUCGCCCCCGGCUAACAAACGAUAUAUAUAUAUUGACUUCACUCAACUUGUUCGUGGCCUUCGGUACGGCUCUACAAUGUGAUUACCUUUAGCGGUUGUUAGGGUUGGCCAAGUGAUCUAUCGAUUCUGGGUUGACGCACCCAAUUGUUUAAUUUUUUUUAGUGAGAAAUAAUUGCGCAUGUUAAGGUUGGAACGCCAGCGUUAUUUUUUCGUUUUUUUCUUAACGAAUCAUUACAGCUUCCUCUAAGUAUAUGUGUAUAUAUUAUAUUGACGAUUGAUAUGUUUGUUGCAUUGGCUUCCAGGAUAUUAUCUUUUCCUCUUUUAUGCUAGAUAGCUGUAUAUGCUAAAUUAAAUGAAGCUAAAUAGUUCAUGAUGAUUUUUUUGAUGAUUUUGUCAUGUUUUUUUUUGUUAGUAAGAGAUUACAUAGACUUAUUUAAAUUUUUUCGCUAAACAUAAACUAAGGAAACAUUUCACAGAAAUCAACUUCGAUAUUUAUUAUUACUUUAAAAAAAUAGUCGAAACGUAUUUUAUCCAUUGUUAUAUAGGCAAAUUAAUAUAAUCAGCAAGUUACGUAGCUUUCACUCAAAAAUAUCACCUUAAUGAAGAUAUACGUAUUGUGUGAAGCGAAGGUAAAUUUAUAGAUUUGCGUAAAGGAAACUUUUUUACGUAGAACACUAGGUUUAUUGUUUUUUUCAUUUCAAGUGGCAUUAAUCAAUCCAAAGACUAAGAUUUAGUAUAUGAACAUGUGUCGCGUGUCGAUUGAGCGCAUCGAAUAGUACCAUCUCUGCAUAAACUUUCAUGUAAAAAAAAACACUUAAACGAAAAAGCUACCAUAGCGCCGAAACAUACAUUUUAUCGUAAGGAAGUCGAAUUGUGUCUUUACUGUACCCAUCCAGAUUAAUCAGCUGGCGUAGGGAACUGCUGUCAACGAAAUGUUACCCUGCAUAGAAGAAAUGUUUUUUAUAUUUUUUCUUGAAGAAUCUUUUAGAAAAAAUCAUUAAACCACAUUAAAAUGUUUAUCAUAUUAGGCACUUUUCAACUGACAUUUAGCAGAAAUUUGUUUAGAAAACACUCAAAGGUAGCCUGAAACGCAUUUCCACCGCACUCUGAGCGGGACGUGAACGCUGUCAUUUUUUGACCACCUUCAUGACGAGUUUUCGCCCUUCGGGGAGCUUUUUCAAUGUUAGAACUGAGACUCGUGUGUAGAGGCAUGCAUAUUAGCU